AAGAAGCCAUUACUAUAUUGGAAACGACAGUCUGUGAUCGGUCUUGGGUUAGUUAUAAAAAAAAUCGGUACAUGGCUUCCAUCUUUGACGACAUGUAGAGCGGUCACUCGACUAUCUUGUCAAUAUAAUAUAUAAUCUUUGUUUUAUGGAUGGGUGGACUAGCUGCGCUACAAUAUUUACGGGUGAAACUGGCGGACAGAAUCGCCGCUGCUGUUUUUUUAAAGGCAUAGAGCAGCAAACCGAGAUGAAGGGGCAGCAGAAGAGCCCGGAUGACGACUGUGACGUGCCCAUAAUCGAUGAAGGUGAGCGCCAUAGAGAGUAUUCUAUGAUUUAUCAUAAUGGUGCUGUUGCCAUGGCCGACGACCCAACUGCCAUCACCACCAUCCAGUCUGCAGCCACCUUCUCGUCUGAUCAACCAAUCAAGUACCUGUUCAAGACCGAAGGAGGCGGGUUGCCGGUAGGGGAGUUGUACCCUCCCUCAGGGCAGGUGACGUACCGGGUGAUCCAGGUGUCUGAUGGACAGGUGGACGGACAGACAGACGGCGCCUCUGCUGUUAGCGUGGUGACGGGCUUCCCCGCAACGACACAGACUGUCACACAGGCGGUAUUUUCCCAGUCUGAGGGACUGGAGGGGGAAGCCUCAGAGACUCACUACUACUACCCUGUCACUGAUGCCACACAGACUACCAUGGUUGAGAAUGUACAAGCGCCAGAAACACUGCUCACUCAGAGCACACCCACUGGUCAGCUAUAUGUGAUGAUGUCCCCACAGGACGUGUUGGGCGGAACAAACCAGAGCAAGUCAGAGCCUCCUCGUACAUCUAGAGAUGACAAGAGACGAGCCCAACACAAUGAAGUUGAGCGCCGACGCAGAGAUAAGAUAAACAACUGGAUCGUCCAGCUAUCCAAAACCAUCCCAGACUGCACCCUGGAUGCGACGAAGAAUGGGCAGGUGAGUUCCCAGAGUAAAGGAGGGAUCCUGUCCAAGGCUUGUGAUUACAUCCAGGAGCUGCGUCAGAGCAACGCCAGACUGGGGGAGGACCUGGAGAAUCUGGAGAGACUACGCAUGGACAACCAGUUGCUCAGACAAGAGGUUGAUGAUUGGAAAACCAAGAACCAGAUGAUGAGAAGCCAGCUGAGACAGAACGGCAUUGUGGGAGCAGCAGGUGUAGAUCCACAGUGAAGGAGAAGUGACAAAGGUGCCUGUACGAGGGCUCUGUUUGAAUUGCCAAAAAAUACACCCUCCUUUCCUCACUUGAGGUAGUAACUGAUCUGUAUGGGAUUGGAGAGGUGAAACGUAGGGUCCCAAUGACACCAACCCAGUCAUCUUAUAUGUGUAAUUUCAUCUAGGAUGGAUGUAUUUGGAAAGCAUUCGAACAAGGUCUAGGAUGUUGUGGAUGUUGGAAUACGACAACAUUGGUCAGUGGAGGCGGUUGUAUGCAGAGGGUUGCUUCCAACAAAUCUGGACUGCACUCUUUUUGGAUGUCCUCCGUGAUGUUUUCUUCCUUGACAAUUGUAUGGACACCCCAUGAUCAUGGACAUUCAUCCUACCUAGAAAAACACUUAAGCUACACAGCAUAAUACUCAUGUCUGUGUUCUUUAUCACCUUUGAAAUCAAAUGUAUUUUGUGACCCCUCAAACAACUUGCCCAUAUAUGGGUAUUUCUACGCUCUUGCCACACAUUAUUUGAAAGAAAAAAUGUGAUGCCUUUUAUGUUUGAAAUAAAAUAUUUUAUGAAAAGGCUUAUUUAAAUGCUAGACUGAACCGAACACCAUGUCUAUUGGUUGACAGUUUCACUACCAGCUGACUGACACUGGUGUUCUCCAUCAGUUUGUAUCAGUCACUGAGCAAAUAAUGAAUUUGAUGGUUCUUUGUGUAUUUUUAGUUUUCCAAAAUUUGGACUAACCUAUUUCUGACAUUAAUACAACCUUCAGCCUCUAAUAUUAUUUUGUGUUAUAGGUUGAUUUGCUGUAAUUUCUAUUAAAUUUGUCUGAAAGAAA
Oncorhynchus nerka (sockeye salmon) is the source of this 2000-nucleotide messenger RNA. Its product is annotated as upstream stimulatory factor 1-like. The record is from RefSeq and is a predicted model, not a curated record. The transcript is spliced from 11 exons. The coding region runs from base 146 to 1183 and encodes 345 amino acids. Gene Ontology annotation, biological process: regulation of transcription by RNA polymerase II. Gene Ontology annotation, molecular function: protein dimerization activity; DNA-binding transcription factor activity, RNA polymerase II-specific; RNA polymerase II cis-regulatory region sequence-specific DNA binding. NCBI's taxonomy places the organism in Eukaryota, Metazoa, Chordata, Actinopteri, Salmoniformes, Salmonidae.